AUGUGUAAACUUGAAGUUAUCGUUUUAAUCGCUCAUAAAUCAGGAUCACCAAUUGUUGCUACAAUAUAUGGAUUAUCUACUCCUGCUUUCGCUUCGUAUGGCGCUGCUAAGAUUUUCAGUACCCCACCUGAUUUUAAAUUUGUUGAAAAUGAAGUUGAUGGAAUAAGAUGUAUCGUUGAAUAUAUAACUGAUCCAGUAAACGGUUUGAACGCUGCUGUUCAUAAAAAAGCUACUGUCGCAAAACCAGUUGCAAAAAAAGCUUUUUGA
This is a messenger RNA of Clunio marinus, 267 nucleotides long. The record is from the annotation of a GenBank genome assembly. Lineage: Eukaryota; Metazoa; Arthropoda; Insecta; Diptera; Chironomidae.